Messenger RNA from Caenorhabditis angaria, 8205 nucleotides. The record is from the annotation of a GenBank genome assembly. NCBI's taxonomy places the organism in Eukaryota, Metazoa, Nematoda, Chromadorea, Rhabditida, Rhabditidae.
AUGGAGCAGUUUUGCGGAGAGCCCUUUUGGGUGAGUUUUAUUUUGUUGCGAAAAGCUCUAAGCCAGAAAAUUUCAGGACUCUCGGAUAUGGAAAUCCCCAAGUCUGCCAAGCCUACCAAAAUGCUAUCAACAUACAGUGCUCAUCUGGAUCCCUACAGCAAUUCUCUUCAUUUUGGCAUCAAUCAAUAUUUUCCACCUGUUUUUCCGCCGUCAAAACCCGCUACCUUGGAGUUUCAAGCUGAACCUGAAAGUUGGGAUAAGUAUGAUUCUUGUAGCUGACAGUUUUGCAAUUCUUGGAAUGGCUUUUUAUGAGGAAAUUGUGCAAAGAGAUGUGUAUUUGGUGGAUUUUAUUUAUCCAAGUGUUCUGGCUAUUGAUAUGGUGAGAUUAUAAUCGUUAGGUUUUCCCAGAAUAUUUGUUUUUUUGCAGAUUCUCCUGUGCACUUUGAUUGUGUCCUUUCGAACCUAUGGAAUCGUCACCUCCGUCGGACUUUUCCUAUCAUAUCUCUCAUUUUUGAUAUGCGCCACCCCUGAACUCAUCUCCUGGAUCAAUCAACUCACAACCCCACCAAACCCCAAAAACUCCAGACUCGACAUCUUCGAGCUCCCCAAAUUCACCGCAUUCCUCAUCUUAUACUCCGGCUAUCUGAUUCAAACAAUUUUGCAUUGUUUCGCCGAUUCCGCUCAAACCGCCUACAAAUCCAUCAAAAACCAGAGUCCCGAGAUGAGUUCGUCGUUUUUGAACCGGAUUACGAUGUGGUGGUUCAAUGAUUUGUGUAUUUUGGGUGUCAAGAAACCGCUGGAAAUUGGUGAUUUGUAUGGGUUGAAUAUGGGAGAUAUUUCGGCGAUUUUGGUUCCGAAAUGGUUUAGAACUUGGAGAACUCAGGGAGCAAAAAAGGCGGAUUUCAACCAUAAAAAUAGCAUUAUUUGGUGCUUAUUCUUGAUGUUUAAAUGGGAAAUCAUUUCGGCAAUGUUAACAAAAGCUGUCAGUGACAUUCUACUCUUCUGCAAUCCAAUGCUCCUCAAAGGUCUCAUUCGAUUCAUCGAGCAAAAGACUGUGCAACCCACGUGGCAUGGUGUAAUCCUCGCGGUUCUCAUGUUCAUCUCAGCCGAACUCUCUUCGGUUCUCCUCUCACACUAUUACUAUUUGAUGUAUCGUGUUGGAACUCGAGUGCAGACUUGUUUAACAGCGGCCGUUUAUCGGAAAACGUUACGAUUGUCGAAUUCGGCGAGGCGCGAGAAGACUGUUGGAGAAAUUGUGAAUUUGAUGGCGAUUGAUGUGGAUCGAUUUCAGACGAUUACACCGCAAACUAUGCAGUAUUGGUCGAAUCCGUUUCAGGUUGGCUGGAUCUUUGAACUUUGACAAGGGAACUGUUUCAACUUGAAAUCGAGAUUAUGUGUUUUCUAGUAGUUUUCGACCCGCUGAUCACGAUCCCGCUGUCUAAAACUGCAAAACUCAACUCCUAUCAUGAGUUAUGACUUGGCAAAGUUGGAAAAUUGGAACUUUGGAGGGUGAGAACUAGCCUUCAAAAUUAUUUUCAUGAAAUUCUGAUGGCAUAGCGUUGUUCAGGAGGCUCGGGAUUUUUGUAUAAACCAAAAUUUAUGUAAUCGACCUUUCUGAACAACCUUAUGCUUUUACAUUUGCAUGAAAAUAAUUUUGAAGGCUAGUUCUCACUCUCCAAAGUUCCAAUUUUCCAACUUUGCCACGUCAUAACUCAUGUUAGGAGUCGAGCUUUGCAGUUUUAGACAGCGGGAUCGUGAUCAGCGUGUCGAAAACUACUAGAAAACAUAUAUUUCAUUGAAAAUCUCGAUUGCAAGUUGAAACAGUUCCCUUGUGAGAUGUCACUAGGUUUAUUAUUGUCGCAGUUGAAAAAUGUGGCUGCCGGAAAGAAAUAAAACUCAUAUUUCGUCAGUCGCGUGCGGCUGUGCGUUGCGGUCGGGAAAAUAAAAAAAAAUGAAAAAACUCACAUUCUUAUGUUUUUCUUUCAGAUCACCCUUGCUCUCUUCCUUCUUUUCCAACAAUUAGGAAUAUCAGUAAUUAGUGGUGUCGCAAUUAUGAUUCUUCUCUUCCCAAUCAAUUUUCUCAUAACAAUGCUCAUUCGAAAAUGGCAAAUCCGACAAAUGUUUUAUAAAGAUGAGCGAACAAAAAUGGUGAACGAAGUGUUGAAUGGAAUAAAAGUGAUCAAAUUGUAUGCGUGGGAACCGCCGAUGGAACAAGUGAUUGAGAAGUUGCGAGAGCACGAGUUGAAAUUGAUCAAACGCGCCUCGUUUCUACGCACUUUUGCCGAUAUGUUGAAUUGUGCUUCGCCGUUUUUGGUGGCGCUCUCCAGUUUUGCCACGUUCAUUUAUAUCGACCCCAAGAAUGUGUUGACACCGGAGAUUGCGUUUGUUUCGCUCACACUUUUCAAUCAACUGCGAAGUCCGAUGUCGCAAAUUGCGGAUUUGAUUAAUCAAACGGUGCAGAUUGUUGUGUCGAAUCGACGGUUGAAAGAGUUUUUGUAUUCGGAAGAGUUGGAGGGGAAAAUGGUGGAGCAUUGUGCGAAUGAUGGUGAGGAAAAGCUUUGCUGAAAAUUCGGAAUUUUCAGCCAAAUUCUAGCUUACAAUCUAGCUUUGAAAAUCGAAAAUUUUCAAAUUCAAAUGGCCGGGCAACGGAGAUUAUGAGCACUUUUAAAAAUCCAAAUUUUUUGAUCAUUUUUCGAAAAAUUGGGACUUUUCCAUCAGAAAAUCCACGUGGCAUUUGAAAUUUUCAAAUUUUUUAUAAUAUUUUCUCAAUAAAAUUGGGGGAAAAUGCAAUUUUUAAAGAAAUUUUGAAACAGUGAAAAUUUGUGAACAAAUUAUUUCUGAGAAAAAAUCCACGUGGAAUUUUGGGGCCAAAACUUUCAAUUUUUGGCCAUUUUUCACCCAGAAAAACACCUAAACAUUCUGUUUUACGCAAAAAUCCACGUGGCAAGGAAAAAUUUUCAAUUUUUACUAUCUUUUGUGGCCGAACUAUUUUAGUGGCAGAGAAAUGUCGGGAAUUCGGCCACUCGCUCCAAUGAGAAUCAUUGCAACAUUAGAGCGAGUUUGUUGCUUUGGCGAAUUCCCGACAUUUCUCGGCCACCAAAAUAGUUCGGCCACGUAUAUCCUUCACUUUUUCUGAAAUUUAUGUUCAACUUCAUUUUUUUUGUGAAGUAACUGCAUUUUGUGUUUCAUUCAUCAAAAUUUGAAGAUUUUUAGAAGUGCUCAUAAUCUCCGUUGCCGGGUUAUUUAAAUUUGAAAAUUUUCAAUUUUCAAAGCUAGAUUGUUGGCUAUAAUUAACUAAGGUUUGGCUGAAAAUCCGGCAUUUUCAGAAACAUCUGACAAGGGAACCUUUUAAAAAAAUUUCCCAUAUUUUAUUUGAAAAUUCAAAAUUUCAGACGGUGAUGCAAUUGUUGUCAAAGAUGUCUCGCUCACCUGGGACCCAACAUCCACCCAAAUUUCCCUUGCAAAUCUAAAUUUCAAAAUUCAACGCGGUCAACUGGUUACCGUAGUCGGAAGAGUUGGUUCGGGAAAAACCUCACUUCUACAAGGACUAUUGGGCGAGAUGCAAAAACUAAAGGGACAUGUCGGAAUACACGGCCGAGUCUCGUAUGUCGCCCAACAGGCGUGGAUGCAAAACAACACGAUUCGUCAGAAUAUCACGUUUGGCAAACAGUAUGAUGAGUAUUUUUAUUCGCGAGUUUUGGAUGCAUGUGCGCUCCAUCGAGAUUUGCAAAUUUUGCCGAUUGGAGAUCAAACGGAGAUUGGAGAGAAGGGGAUUAAUUUGUCGGGAGGACAGAAGGCGAGAAUAUCAUUGGCUCGCGCGGUUUAUCAAAAUUAUGAGAUUUAUUUGUUGGAUGAUCCGAUGUCUGCUGUCGAUUCGCAUGUUGGAAAUCAACUAUUUGAUAGUGUCAUCGGACCGUUUGGAAUGCUUCGAAAUAAGACACGAAUCCUAGUCACCAAUGAGUUAUCAUUUUUGGAAAAGUCGGAUUUGAUUAUUGUGAUGAGUCAAGGAACAAUUGGAUAUUGUGGAAAUUAUGAGGAUUUAAGGAAAUCUGGUUUUGAUGAAUUGUUGAGUGAUUGUGAGAGGGAACGAGAGACGCAGGAACGCGAAGUGAAGGAGAGAGAAGAAGAGGAAGAGGAAGGAUCGGAACCCGAAGGAGGUUUGGCAUUUUUUAUGCAAUUUUCAGCUUUUUUUUUAGAGAUUGAUACCUGAAAAAAAGAUGUGGCCGAACUAUUUUUGGUGGGCGGCAAAUGUCGGGAAUUCGGCCGCCGUUUCUCGAAACGCUAGAGCGCGUUUGUUGCAUUGGCCGAGUUUCAGGCAUUUCUCGGCCACCGGAAUAGUUCGGCCACAUGUAAUUCAAUUUUCAGCUUUUUUUUCUGAAAAUAGAGGUUUUUAGCUUGAUUUUGACUCAGAAAAAGAUGUGGCCGAACUAUUUUGGUGGCCGAGAAAUGUCGGGAAUUCGGCCAAAAAGUUCGACCUUUGCCACGUGGAUUUUUGCGUAAAACAGAAUGUCUAGGUGUUUUUCUGGCUGAAAAAUGGUUAAAAAUUGCAAGUUUUUGACCCCAAAAUUCCACGUGGAUUUUUUUCUCAGAAACAAUUUGUUCAGAAAUUUUCACCGUUUUCAGAAUCUUUUGGAAAAUCUUAUAAAAAAUUUGAAAAUUUCAAAUGCCACGUGGAUUUUCUGAUCCCAAUUUUUCCAGAAUUUUUCGAAAAAUGAUCAAAUAUAAAACAUUUUUCCGUUAAAAUUUCGAACUGCCACGUGGAUUUUUGCAGUUCCCGAUUUCGAUUCGGAUUCGGACUACGAUGAUGAUGUUCUGGAACACCCAUCCGCUUCUCAAUUCAACACACACGAUCUUCUUGGCACCAGCCACGUGUCGACAGUAUCUGGCAUUUUGACACGUCGCCAUCGUCACACGAGCACCGUAACCCAUGCGCGAGUUGGCCGGCUGCCAUCAACCCGCUCAAAAUAUUCGAUCAACGCCGCCGGCCGAUUGAUUGGCGCCGAAAAAGUGGAGACGGGACGGGUGAAGGUGAAGACGUAUGCCACGUAUUUCGGAGCGAUGGGAUUCAUGACGGCUGUGUUGUUUGUGUUUGGAAUGACGGCGAGUAGUGUGGUUGCGGUGUUGAGGAAUUUGUGGUUGACGGAUUGGUCGGAUGAUAAUUCGAUACUUGCUCAACAUCACAAGAAUAAUACAACAAAUACGGUUGAAAUGAGAUUGGGAGUUUAUGCGGUGCUCGGAUUUUCGGAAAUCAUUCUAUUAUUUGUUGGAAUGAUGUCGCUAUUACAUGGUGGAAUAUCAGCCUCACGAAACUUGCAUUCACCCCUCAUGCAUACACUUUUCCGCGUGCCCAUGUCAUUUUUCGACACAACCCCGUUUGGUCGAAUUUUGAAUCGAAUUGGUAAAGAUAUUGAGACUAUUGAUAUUUUGCUCCCGUUUAAUGUGCAAUUUUUUGCUCAAUGCAUUUUGCAAGUCUUCUCGACGGUUGUGAUUAUUAUCUAUUCCACGCCGGAAUUUGGCAUUGUUGUUGUGCCAUUGGCGAUUAUGUAUUGUAUUGUUAUGGUAAGAAUUGGAGGGGGUGGAUUACGUGAAAUUGCCACGUGUUCAUUUUCAGAAAUACUACAUUGCCACGUCACGUCAAUUGAAACGUCUCGAAUCCAUUACUCGUUCACCAAUCUAUAGUCAUCUGAGUGAAACGAUUCAAGGCGCGACAACAAUUCGAGCAUUCCACCUCACCGAACGAUUCUCCAAGUUAUCCGAACAAAAAAUCGAUAAUCACGUGCAGUGUCGCUAUUUGAACUAUGUGGCGAAUCGGUGGCUAUCGAUUCGACUCGAAUUCAUCGGCAAUUGUAUUGUGCUGUUCUCGGCGUUGUUUGCCGCGUUGACACGUGGCACAUCGACGAUGAGCUCGGGAGUUAUUGGAUUGUCGGUGACGUAUGCGUUGAAUGUGAGUUUUUUUUUAAAUAGAAUAUAUGUUUUCUAGUGGUUUUCGACACGCUGAAGACUAUUUUGUUAUGAAAACUGCAAAACUCCACUCCUUUUAUAAGUUAUGACGUGGCAAAGUUGGAAAAUUUGGGAAUUUAGAUGGUCAGAACUAGAUUUCAGAAUGAUUAUCAAACGCUAUUCUAUUAGAUUGCUAUGAAAUUCAUUUUAAAAACUAGUUUUGACCUCCUAAAGUCUUAAUUUUCCAACUUUGCCACGUCAUAACUCAAGUUAGGAAUCGAGUUUUGCAGUUUUUGACAGGGAAAUAUGUGAUCAGCGUCUUGAGAACUAUUGGGUUCAUCAAAAAUCGCGAUCGCAAGUUCAAAAACUAAACAAAUAUUUUGAAACGUACAAUUUCGGGGUAAAAAGAAAUCGGUCAAGUUGGUGUCAAUGGGAAGGGAGGCAUUCGAUUUUCAUACAUUUUCAAUAUUUUUUUCGAACAAUUUGUGAUAACCCAUCAACUCCGGACCGAUUCCGUGAUUUUUAUCGAAAAUAAUGUUAGUUAUAUAGUCUUAUCAAAUAAUGCGACCGACAUUGUACGGGGCGAAAUUAAGAUUUCGCAAUUUUCUUUUCGAUUUCGAAAUCUCCCCUGUAAAAUGUCGGUCGCAUUAUUUGAUAAGACUAUAUAACUAUCAUUCAUUUCAAUAAAAAUCACGGAAUCGGUCCGGAGUUGAUGGGUUAUCAUGAACUAUUCGAAAAAAAAUACUGAAAAUGUAUGAAAAUCGAAUGCCCCCCUUCCCAUUGACACCAACUUGACCGAUUUCUUUUUACCCCGAAAUUGUACGUUUCAAAACGUAAAUGUACAAAAAAUCUUGUUUUUUUCAGAUCACAACAGUUCUGAAUUUUGCUGUUCGUCAAAUCACAAAACUCGAGACAAAUAUUGUGUCAGUUGAAAGAGUCAAAGAAUAUUCGGAAAUUGAGAAAGAAGCUGAAUGGUCGAAGAAGAAUUGGCCAAAUUCCAAAAAUUGGCCAACCGAGGGACGUAUCAAAUUCACGGAUUAUGCGACAAGAUAUCGAGCCGGAUUGGGAUUAGUGGUUCGAGAUUUGAAUUGUGAUAUAAAGGGACAUGAGAAGAUUGGAAUUGUUGGAAGAACUGGAGCCGGUAAAUCGAGUAUCACUUUGUCGUUGUUCCGAAUAAUUGAGGCGAGUUUUGGGAAGAUUGAGAUUGAUGGAAUUGAUAUUUCGAAAAUUGGAUUGCAUGAUUUGCGAGAGAAUAUUACGAUUAUCCCGCAAGAUCCGGUGUUGUUUAGCGGAACAUUGCGAUUUAAUUUGGAUCCGUUUGAGCGGUAUUCGGAUGAUGAUAUUUGGAAAGCGCUGGAGAUGGCGAAUUUGAAAGAGUUUGCUGUUGGAAGAAUGGAUAAAUUGAAUUAUUUGAUUACGGAAGGUGGCGAUAAUAUUAGGUUGGUUGGGUUUUGUGCUGAAAAAUUUGUAAAUUUUACACUGAACAAAACUCGGAUUCAAAAUCAGCGUGGAAUUUGAAAAAAUUUAAAUUUAAAAAAUUUUCCCGUGGAAAUGUUAUGAAGUAGUCGCGCCUAAAGAACCUGAUUGUCUAGGAGUUGCGCCUAGAGGUUCAUUAUGACAAAGAGCCGCGACUUGAGAGCGUAUAUAUUAAGCAGCCGAGCCUAGAGCACCUAGUUCUCAAGUAGUUGCGCCUAGAGGUCCAUUAUGACAAGGAGCUGCGCCUUGAGAGCGUCUAUAUCAAGCAGCCCAGCCUAGAGAGCCUAGUUCUCAAGUAGCCGCGUCUAUAGAACCUAAUUGAGUAAAUUUUUGGCUCAAAAAUUGAAAACGCUUGAAAAAUCUUGAUUUUUGGCCAGUAAUUUUAGAAAUGCGAAUUUUAAUUUUUAAAGUUCUGGAACCAGGAUUCGAGCUGAAAUUUGAACACUGUCUUCAAAUCUCACAAUCAAAAAAUUAAAUUGCAGUGUUGGUCAACGUCAAUUAGUUUGCCUGGCUCGUGCUCUUCUCCGAAAACCCAAAAUCCUUGUUCUCGACGAAGCCACUGCUGCCAUCGAUCAAUCCACCGAUUUACUAAUUCAACAAACGAUUCGCCGCGAAUUCGCCACUUCUACAGUACUCACAAUUGCGCAUCGUUUGAAUACAAUAAUGGAUUAUGAUCGAAUAAUUGUGUUGAAUGACGGCCGGAUUGUUGAAUUUGAUACACCCGACAAUUUGUUGAAGAAUCCCGAAUCCGAGUUUUAUUCGCUUGCACAACAUGCGCAAAUUGUUUAA